CGCAUCGCCGAGAACAAUCCCACGCAGGGGCAGGAUCAGAGUCAGAAUCCGGCCGCGUUGAUGGCGAGGGCGUUGUUGGCGGGUGGCGGUGUGCUAUAGAUUGAUGUGGGAGUGGUUGAUGUGUUUCGAAACGCGUAGUUAUUUUUAUAUGCUUGUUUCUGUUAUUCUACCGAGUGUAUUUGUGUACUGCUGUUCAUCCUCACGAGAGCGUCGGUUGCAUAUUGCUGCAUCAGUCAGUUGGUUUCUUGUUAGGUUUGGUGGGGAGAGGAAAACCAGGGGUUGGCGGCGCUCAAGGGAAGAGGGGGAAUUUGCAUGGAGGGGAGUUGGCAAAGUUAGAAGUACGACGGGAGGGGUAAGAAUAAGAGAAAUGUAAUGUUUUUGCCGUUGAUGGCUGCAUUUGAGUUUCCAUGAGAUGCAGGGCGAU
Molecule: messenger RNA, 424 nt
Organism: Westerdykella ornata
Lineage: Eukaryota; Fungi; Ascomycota; Dothideomycetes; Pleosporales; Sporormiaceae
Exons: 1
Coding region: 104-373 (89 amino acids)
Source: RefSeq, a predicted model, not a curated record